GGCUUGGCUAGAGGGCGCUGGUGGCCUGAGGGUUCCGCUGCCUCCCGGUAUUACUGUUCUGGGCCGUGGCCCGGCCGCCGGCGACGCUGCGCGACGGUGCUCUCGGCGGCAGGUGCGACUGAGCUUUGAUGCGGUUGCCGGCGCGCUUGAGCUCCACCAACUCGGCGCCAAUGCGGCGGAAGUGACGAUGGCGGCGGCGGCGGCUGUGUCGCGACUGGCGGCUGGGGCGGCCGUCUGCCUGACCGACGGCGAUGGCGUCCGACUUGUCCGUGGUGCACCGCUGCUUACGGUGCGGAUCGAGGCAAGCCAGCCGCCACCGAGCUUGAAGCGGCGGCGGGCGGCGGCAGGAGGCAGCGGGGACGACGACGAUGUUGCAUGCUCGCGCGCCCCGAGCGCCAAGCGCCGCGUGUGUCGGUACGGUACGUCGUGCUACCGCUGGCGCAAGAAUCUGCGGCACGCUGCCAUGUUCUGGCAUCCACACGAAGCCGGCAGCGACGGGCGCGGCGAAUCCGAGUCGUCCGACGACGCAACCCAGGCCGUGGGCACCGCCUCGAAUUCUCACUCUGGCCCAGAGUCGGGCUCGGCGACGAGCUCGCUCACCGAGGUUGUGACGGAAAGACCAGCGGCCUGCUCUGCGUCGUCGUCAUCGGCGACCGAGCCGCUUGACGGCAGCUUCACUGCGCCGCCAUCGGCGUUUAAGACGGCAGUGGCUUGCACGAGCGACUCGGCAAGCGCGGCAGAGAGCUCCAAUGACGACGACGGUGGUUGCAGAGCGCAGGAGGGCGCGGCUGGUGUGGGCCGCAAGGCGCGGUUACGGAUGGACACUGCCGCCGAGCGCGCUGCCAAGCAGGCGCUGCUUGCGCAGUGGGAGAUCCAGCCGCUCGAGCUGGAGCUGGGCGAGCCGUUGGGCAUGGGCACGUUUGGCGAGGUCAAGCGCGGCCGGUGGCGUGGGACACCGGUGGCGGUCAAGCGGUUGCACAAGGUCUCUGCCGCCACGCUUCAGGUCUUCUACUCGGAAGUGGCGCUUCUGCUCAAGCUGCGCCAUCCCAACAUCGUGGCAUGUCUUGGUGUGUGCUCGUCGGCGGAGCGGCCAUUUCUUGUCAUGCCGUACCUGCCGUACAACCUCGCGCAGGCUGUCGCUGCUGUUCCCGAGCUCUGCUGCGAGGGCGCGGCGCUAGUGCGGACAGCACGGGACAUUGCCUCGGGCCUCGCCCACCUGCACCUCGCGUCGCCGCCGAUCAUCCACCGUGAUCUGAAGCCCGGCAACGUGCUGGUCGACGAGCACGGCCGGGCGGUCCUCUGCGACUUUGGCAUCUCGCGCCGGAUGGCCGACGCCGAGAGCUCGGCUCAGACUCGAAUCGGGACGCCUGCGUACAUGGCGCCAGAGAUUCUUGCCGGCAAGCCGUACGGCGCCGCUGUCGAUAUCUACGCCUUUGGCAUGCUGCUUUACUUUCUCGGCGCCCGCGAGCCGCCGUUUGCCGGCUCGGAUCCGCUCGCCGUCAUCUUUGCUAUUGUUACCGACGGUCGGCGCCCUUCAUCAGCCGCCUUGAGCCUCAGUCACCCGCUCCACGAACUCAUGACCUCAUGCUGGGCCCAGGAGCCUUCGGACCGACCGGCCGUCACCGACCUGCUCGCCGUCCUCACCGCCGAUUGAGCCGCCGUCGGCAAUGAGACCACUUUGGAGCCUCCACGAGCCACUG
Molecule: messenger RNA, 1700 nt
Organism: Thecamonas trahens ATCC 50062
Lineage: Eukaryota; Apusomonadida; Apusomonadidae
Product: TKL protein kinase
Exons: 1
Biological process (GO): protein phosphorylation
Molecular function (GO): protein binding; protein kinase activity; ATP binding
Source: RefSeq, a predicted model, not a curated record